Molecule: messenger RNA, 1627 nt
Organism: Phragmites australis (common reed)
Lineage: Eukaryota; Viridiplantae; Streptophyta; Magnoliopsida; Poales; Poaceae
Product: protein DOG1-like 3
Exons: 1
Coding region: 433-1314 (293 amino acids)
Biological process (GO): DNA-templated transcription
Molecular function (GO): sequence-specific DNA binding
Source: RefSeq, a predicted model, not a curated record
AGAGAGAGAGAGAGAGAGAGAGAGACGAACAACCGAGUGGGAGGGCAGGGAAAGGGAAACCCCUCCGUUACCAAUCCCGUGUGUCCUCUUCCCCUGUCUUUUUUGCUUCCCAAGCUCCAUUGCCGUCUCAGAUAAAGAUCCACACAGAUCGCUCCAGCUCCACACUCACGCACGCGCGCCAUGCAUGCAUCCAUGCCAUGCCGUGGCCGCCACGCGCCACAUCACCUGCCCGUUCCCUGCUUACAUGUACCGGAGAAAAACAAACAAAACUGACAAACCAUAUAGAAGGAUCAAGGCACACCAGCAGACUAAAAGUGAAACAAGGGAAAGGUCAAAAGGCACCCGUACAUAUAGUGGCAACACAUAGGCCCCGAUGCUUACCGUCUAGUCAGUCACGGACUCACGGUCUUACAGCAGACCGGUGGCGGCAGGAUGGACCAGGCGCGGUAUGUCGCGUGCUACCGCCAGUGGAUCGCCGGCCAGGAGGCGGGCCUCGGCGAGCUCGUGGCGGCGUCGGCCAAUGCCGCGGCCGGGCGCGCCACGGACGCCGAGCUGCGGGCGGUCGUGGAGCGGUGCAUGCUCGGGUACCAGGACUACGUCACCGGCAGGCGCGCGCUGUCGCGGGAGGUCGGCACGGCCUUCUUCGCCCCGCCCUGGUGCACUGCCUUCGAGAACUCCGUGCUCUGGCUCGGGGGCUGCCGCCCGUCGAUGUCCAUCCGGCUGCUGUACUCCCUCUCCGGCGAGGGCCUGGAGACGCACCUCGAGGAGUUCAUCAGCGGCCGCAUCAGCAUGCCUGGGGGCACGGGCCUCCUGGGGAUCACGGCUGGGCAGCUGGCGCUCAUCAAUGAUCUCCAUCACCGGACGCUGCGGCAGGAGGAUGCCCUCUCGGAGCGGCUCGCCACCCUGCAGGAGGACAUCGCCGACCGCCCGCUCCUGCCCAUCGUGCGGGCGCGCGAGCGCGAGCGUGCCAUGGCGAUGGCACAGCUGGGCGCCGCCGGCGCCGGCUGCAACGACGUGGUCGGGCGGCUCGGGUUGGCGGGGCCAGGAGGCGUCGACGCCGAGGUGGACGCGGCGUUGGAGAGCUACAAGGUCGGGCUGGCACGGCUACUGAACGAAGCCGACGGGCUGCGGAUGGCGACGACGCGGGCGCUGGCGACGGAGAUCCUGACGCCGCCGCAGGCGGUGGAGAUGCUCAUGGCCGCCAAGCAGCUGCACCUCUCGGUGCGCGACUGGAGCCGUAGGGGGGAAGGCGGUCAGCAACAGCUUGCGCUCCGCGCCGCAACGGCCGCCUCCGCCGUCCGCCCGAACCCAUGACAGGCUCACCAGUCGCCAUUCCUCCUCACCUUGCAUGCUUGCAGCAUCCCUUUGUACACAAUCUGAAGCAUCUGCCUUUCUGUCACCGUAGCAUCUUCCAUUAAUCGUACAAAGUUCAUGCAUGCAUGUGUUCCAGGUACUACCUAUUAACCACCGUAGCUAGCUUCCUAUGUCCGUGCUUGCAUGUACGCACUCUCUUGAGUCUCUUCGUGUUCUUUCUACUUCUACUAGUCUUUGUUUGUUUCGUCUUUACUGCAUUCCCUGUUCUUCUGUGCAGUGCACUGCGAGCUUAUAUAUAUGGUGCCUCCAUUUU